AUGUCCCAAGGAACUCUUUACGUCAAUGGUCUUGCCAGAGGUAUCUUGCCUCAAUCUCUAAUUGAGACCUGGAAGCUUGACAUCAAGGUUGAACAAACUGAUUGUGAGGUCUUCGCCAAGGAAUUCCCAAUGGCUAAGAUUCCAGCCUUCAUCGGUCCUAACGGUUUCCACUUGACUGAGGUGAUGGCCGUCCUAUACUACCUCGUCAAUCAAAACGAAGACGAAAAGGUGAAGGAGGUUCUUCUCGGUGCUACCGUUGAAGAACGUGCCCAAGUUAUCAGAUGGUUGUCCUUCUUCAACUCCGAAUGGGCCGCAGCUUUCGCUGCCGCUGCUGGUUACUUGUUGGGAUUGGUUCCUUACAACAAGAAGAUGUUGGAGGAAAAAAUGGCCUACCUUGACAAGUGUAUUGGUGUUGCUGAAGCCAGACUACGUGACUACACCUACCUUGCUACUGAAUCCAUUUCUCUAGCUGAUUUGUUCGCUGCUUCUAUCGUUGGUUUUGCCCAGACUCUAAUCUACGGUCAAGACUGGAGAGUCAAGCACCCAGUGCUAUUUAGAUGGUUCAACACCGUUGCUGCUCACCCAGUCAUUGCCAACUGCGUGGACCAAUCCAAGUUCUUGAAGGAAAGCAAGCAAUACGUCGCUCCAAAGAAGGAGAAGGCUAAGAAGGAGCCUGCUGCUCCAAAGCCAAAGGCCGCUGCUCCAGCUAAGGAGGAGGAAGCCAAGCCAGCUGAAACCCCAAAGAAGCCAAAGCAUCCUUUGGAAGCCCUUGGUAGAGCUACUUUCAGCUUGGAAGACUGGAAGAGAAAGUACUCCAACGAAGAUACCAGACCAGUUGCCUUGCCAUGGUUCUGGGAACACUACAACCCAGAGGAAUUCUCCAUCUGGAGAGUUGACUACAAGUACAACGACGAAUUGACCAUGACUUUCAUGUCCAACAACUUGGUUGGUGGCUUUUUCAACAGAUUGUCUGCCUCCGUCAAGUACAUGUUCGGUUCUUUGGUCGUCUACGGUGAAAACAACAACAACGGUAUCAUUGGUGCUGUUAUGGUUAGAGGCCAAGAGUUCGCUCCUGCUUUCGACGUUGCUCCAGACUGGGAGUCUUACGCAUACACCAAGUUGGACCCAACCAAGGAAGAAGACAAGGAAUUCAUCAACAACAUGUGGGCUUGGGACAAGCCUGUCGUUGUCAACGGUGAAUCCAAAGAGAUUGUUGACGGUAAGGUCUUGAAAUGA
Molecule: messenger RNA, 1236 nt
Organism: Lachancea fermentati
Lineage: Eukaryota; Fungi; Ascomycota; Saccharomycetes; Saccharomycetales; Saccharomycetaceae
Source: the annotation of a GenBank genome assembly